UGAGAUCACUGCGCCUCCGGAGCUGUCCUCUGUGCCGGUGCUGAACUCCACAUCGCCCUAUUUCCCCUUCGUCCUCCUACAUCGGCUCUGCUGUGCACUGGUGAUAUUUUUGGGACGGGAUUAACAACCUUCUUUUUGGCUGUUUUUAGGUGCAAACUUCACCUCUCUAAAACACAUCGGAGAUUACACACAACCAGUCGUGGAUUUGAAGGAGAUUAAUACUAGUUUGUGGGUCUUUUCACCUCUAAACUCGCUUGGAUUAUACUCCUGGAUGGUUAACGUCAGGACACAAAGGAAAAGCCCAAUGAAGACAGCAGGAUGGUGGUCGGCGGCAAUUUUAUUGUUGGGGCUCGCUGUGCUCGGCGCAGACGGGAGACCCAACAAGGAGGAAUUCAGGUCGCCGCUCUAUCGACCAGUCGUGAGAUUCCGACACAAGGAUGGGAUCCCUGAGAGCUUGAGGAUAAAGGGUUUUAUGGGACACAAUGUCAAUCCAAGUCCAUGUGAACACAAGUACUGUGGCUUGGGGCGUCACUGCGUGGCUAACCAUGAGACUGGCCAAGGGGAGUGCAAGUGCUUGGAUCAUUGUAAACCGCACUAUAAACCCGUGUGCGGCUCAGAUGGAAAGCUGUACCAGAACCAUUGUGAGCUCCACCGGGCCUCCUGUCUCCAAGGACACAGGAUUACCAUCAUGCACAGCGAGGAAUGCUUCUACAAAAAUGACAACUGCAGACUGAGUGAAUACCGUCGACUGAAAACCAAGAUCUUGGAUUUGCAUGACAAGCGAUACAUGUCUAACAUCCACGGGGCCCACAAGGACAACAUGGCAGCCAGGAAGCACCUGGUUGAUCUGAUGUUCAAACGUUUUGAUGCAGAUAACAAUGGUCAAAUCGAUGCCAGCGAGCUCUCACAGGUUAUCAAGCAAGAAGGUCUGUCCAAGGAUAUCUCCGAGUGCACAUUGUUCGAUCUGCUCAAGUACAACGACGUCAACGACGACGAGCACCUGACAAAAGAGGAGUUUUAUACGGCUUUGGAUGUGUACCUGCUCACCCUCCCCGAUGAUCAGAAAGUGAGCGUCACCACAGUAACAGUCGGCCAGAGCGCCGUAUUGACGUGUGCCAUCACAGGAGAGCGCAGGCCUCCCAUACUGUGGAAGAGAAACCAUCAAUAUCUGAACUCCCUGAACCUGGCAGACAUCAAUACCCCGUCCCAGGACUUUGGGGACGAUGGAUCACUGUACUUCACCAAGGCGACCACGACCCACAUCGGGAACUAUACCUGUCACGCUGAUGGCUACGAGCAACUCUUUCAGAUCCACACGCUUCAAGUGAAUGUUCCCCCCGUCAUCCGGGUGUACCCAGAGAGCCAGGCCAGGGAGCCGGGCGUCACCGCCUCUCUGCGGUGCCACGCUGAGGGCAUCCCCAGCCCGCAGCUGGCCUGGCUGAAGAACGGCAUGGACAUCACCUCCAAGCUGUCCAAACAACUCACCCUGCAAGCUAAUGGGAGUGAGGUUCACAUCAGCAACGUGCACUUUGAGGAUACGGGCGCUUAUACCUGCAUCGCCAAAAAUGAUGCUGGCAUAGACGAAGACAUCUCUUCGCUAUUUGUGGAGGACUCUGCACGAAAAACUCUGGCAAACAUUUUGUGGCGAGAAGAAGGUCUCGGCAUUGGAAACAUGUUCUAUGUGUUCUAUGAAGAUGGUAUUAAAGUCAUUCAGCCUGUGGCGUGUGAGAUACAGCGACACAUUAAGCCCAGUGAGAAGCUGCUAGCUCUGCAGGAGGAGGUGUGCCCCACCUCGCCAGGAGAGGAGGUUCAGAGGUGUGUGUGGUCAUCAGCGGUCAACAUCAAGGACAAGUUUAUUUAUGUGACGCAGCCGACCUUGGAUCGAGUGCUCAUAGUUGACAUCCAGUCUCAGAAGGCUAUCCAGACUUUCAGCACCGACCCUUAUCCCGUGAAGCUUCACUACGACAAAUCUCAUGACCAGGUGUGGCUGCUGAGCUGGGGAGACGUGGAGAAGAACUUCCCCACUCUCCAGGUGAUCAAUCAGGCCAGUGGGCGAGUCUCCCAUCACACGGUUCACACGCAGCCCAUCGGCAGACGCUUCGACCGGGUGGACGACUUCUUCCUCCCCGCCUCCAGCCUCAUCAUUAACCACAUCAGAUAUGGCCUCAUUCUUCACAGAAAUGAGCCUGUCCUCCACAAGAUCGACCUGGAGACGAUGUCCUAUGUGAAAAACAUCAGCCUACGGGAGUUCAACUGCAUCCCCAAGUCCGUAGCCUACACACACCUCGGCGGUUAUUACUUCGUCAACUGCAGGCCCGACUCCACCGGCGCCUCGCAGCCGCAGCUCAUCGUGGACAGUGUGACAGACAGCUUGAUCGGACAGAACGGAGACGUCACCGGCACGCCGUACGUGUCUCCGGACGGCCACUACCUGGUGACCGUGGACGACAGCGACGGCCUGAUGAGGAUCCAGGUGGUCUCGGAGCGCGGAGAGAUCCAGGAGCCCUUCGACAUCCACACCAACCUCCACCUGUCCGACCUGGCCUUCCAGCGCUCCUUCACCGAGCUCCACCAGUACAACGUGUUCGGCAGCUCGGGACGCCAGACGGACGCUCUGUUCGUGGAGCUGAGCAGCGGCAAAGUGAAGAUGAUCAAGAGCCUGAAGGAGGCCACCAAGGCGUUCGAGUGGCCGUGGAGCGGCAGGAACAGGGUGAUGGCAGGCAGCGGUCUGUUCGGACAGUACCUCAUGACCCCCUCCCGAGACUCCCUCUUCGUUCUGGACGGACGGCUCAACAAGCUCAACUGUGAGAUCACCGACGUCCUCAAAGGCAACGUGGUGGUGUGGGUCGGCGAGUCUUAGAACGCCCAAUGAGCUUUGUUUCACUCAAAAGGUACUGUUGCACUGAAUUCUGUUGCAGAUGUUUUAAUUUUGUGGGAACGUGAUAGUGGAUACCACAGAUUCAGAAACCAAAUUGACGAUUUGUAUAAAAAGAAAAUACACAUGAGGGAGUAAUUGAUUGUUAAUGUCUUAAAGCCAAGUUAAUCAUGGGUGGUUCACAUUAAAGUCAACAUAAAGUUAUUGCUGGUGAUCUUUUUCAGGAAAAUUGGUAAACAUGUGCAACGUUGCAUUAUUAUUCACAAUCGGUUAUAUUUAGUGUGUGGGAAUGCUGUAGAUAAUCUCUAAACAAAACUAAUAUCUAUCUGAAUUGGCAGAAAUAGAUAUAUAUAUAUGAACUGUAUAUGUGCGAAUUUACUCUUGUACUUUUAGUUUUCCCAUCCCAACUUUUUCCUGUGCCUUCAAGGAAAAUUCCCCUCCGUCAGAGGAAUUAGCGUAAUUAUUCCCCGUGUGACUGCCGACUGCACCUCCUCCUUUGACCCUCCAUUCGUGGUGAGCGUGGUUCCUCACAGACCCACCGCUCUCGUCUCUCCGCCCCUCCCUGAUUCAGUCUAAUUAAAACGAGCCCUCGCUGUGAUCCUAUCCCGUUUGAAGUGGAGGCCGAGUGGUCAUUACGCUCUGUAACCUUUAAUCCAAAAUGUAUAACCAGCGUUGGACGGUUCUGAAUGAUAUCUUUAUUGUUUUCCCUUUUAUUAGUCCAAAGCAGAAACAUGACAGUCGGUGGCAGUGUUAGUUUAAUCGUACCAGCGUUAUACACUCCACAUUGUGAAACUAGGGAUUUAGAGCACUAGUGUGUGGGAAGAAAAUCAUAACUUUAAACAUCUCUGGACCAAAAAGAAAAGAAGAUAGGAAAGGCAUUUAGAGUGAGCUUUUGAUGACGUGCAUUUGCAGCAUGUUUUGAUGUGAAGUAAUGAGGGUGGGGUAGUUGUAUUUAAGUAGAGGGUCUUUUGACAAACAACUCUUUCUGGAAGCUCCUGCUGUAGACACGUAGCCGGAGAGUGAAGCGGUUUCCUAGCUGGACACAUUUCUAUGCAUUUUCACCCUAGCACUCUGACUCUGUGAAUCACAAUGGGCAACUGUAUUCACAUUUAGUAAGGACUUUUGAGUUGUACAGAUUAGUAAUUCCGUCUCUCCUGUUUAAUCUUAACUCGAAUAUAUUUUAAUUUGAUUUCCCUGACUGUACUGUACUGCUGAUGAUGACCUCUGACCGUUUCUCUCUAUGUUCUGUACAUAGCGGUGGACCGUGAGUCCAUUACUUUCCCAUUGUAUGUACUGAUUGACGCAGGUUCUGUUCACAAUCAACACUCUCCUUUUUAAGAAAUGAAAACACAACACACAGCUUUCAUUAUCUGCAUCCUGUACGGGCACAUUGUGAUCACUAUCACCGCUUUCACCGCCACAUAGCCAUGUCUGUACGUUCCUUCAUGUGAUUGUUAUUUAUAUAGAGAAAACACGCUUGUCAUUUUACCCAACAAUAAAAGAUAGACCAUGAAAGAAA
Molecule: messenger RNA, 4394 nt
Organism: Trematomus bernacchii (emerald rockcod)
Lineage: Eukaryota; Metazoa; Chordata; Actinopteri; Perciformes; Nototheniidae
Gene: fstl5
Product: follistatin-like 5
Exons: 17
Coding region: 272-2860 (862 amino acids)
Biological process (GO): cell differentiation; regulation of BMP signaling pathway; multicellular organism development
Molecular function (GO): protein binding; calcium ion binding
Source: RefSeq, a predicted model, not a curated record